CUUUGCAGAGCAAUCGACCGGAAAAUCCCAGCAUUUUGCACUCUCUCUGAGACUGAGAGUCCACUGACACUGGUGCAUUUUGGUCCUUUCAAUCCUCAAGGUAGAGAAAGUGAAACUAUCUGUUAUCUUCAUGGAGGACCCCGAAACCAAUAGAUAUAGUUGUUGAUCCGAGAAAUAGAGAGACACAGUGAACCAAAACAAUGCGUCGAGCGAUAUCGCUAUUGAUCCAGCCACGCUGCCUCCUCCUCUUCCUGGUCCUCUUAGUUUUCGUCGUCUUCGCGUUCUCCAGCCACAAAAAGGUUGAGGAGAAAGCAGAAGAAGUGCCUGAAAUCACCCACAGAGUUUACUUGGAUGUUGAUAUUGAUGAACAACGUCAAGGUAGAAUCGUGAUCGGAUUAUAUGGCCAAGUUGUACCAAAAACUGUUGAAAAUUUUAGGGCUUUGUGCACAGGGGAUAAAGGCAAGGGUCCCAGUGGGAAAAAACUCCACUAUAAAGGAACACCAUUUCAUCGUAUAGUAUCUGGGUUCAUGAUUCAAGGUGGAGAUAUUGUUUACGGCGAUGGUAGGGGGUUUGAAUCUAUAUAUGGUGGCACCUUUCCGGAUGAGAAUUUCAAGAUAAAAAAUUCACAUGCAGGUGUUGUUUCCAUGGUGAAUUCAGGACCUGAUUCUAAUGGCUCACAAUUUUUUAUCACUACAGUUAAAGCCAACUGGUUGGAUGGGGAGCAUGUUGUCUUUGGCAAGGUUAUUCAAGGCAUGGAUACUGUGUUUGCAAUUGAAGGAGGGGCUGGAACCUACAGCGGAAAGCCUAGAAAAAAGGUUGUUAUUGCUGACUCUGGAGAGAUACCCAAAAGCCAGUGGGAUGAGGAAAGAUAAGCUCCUCUAUACAUGAACAAUAGCAAGCUUUUUCCGUUUCAGGUUUGCGAAUUUGGUUCAGAUAAUUGAUUCACAUUCUCUUAACUUUGUAACACAUCCAUGAAUUUUAGCAGUCAUGAUUUCUCAGAUCGGAUAGUUAUAGGUGUUCUUGGAAAUAUUGUACUUUGUCAUUAACACAAGCAUGUUUGUUGUAGAGGAAUCAAGACAAAAUGAGCCUGUUUCCAUUUUA
Alnus glutinosa is the source of this 1101-nucleotide messenger RNA. RefSeq names its product peptidyl-prolyl cis-trans isomerase CYP21-1. The transcript is spliced from 7 exons. NCBI's taxonomy places the organism in Eukaryota, Viridiplantae, Streptophyta, Magnoliopsida, Fagales, Betulaceae. Gene Ontology annotation, cellular component: intracellular membrane-bounded organelle. Gene Ontology annotation, molecular function: peptidyl-prolyl cis-trans isomerase activity. The record is from RefSeq and is a predicted model, not a curated record. Bases 201 to 872 code for a protein of 223 amino acids. Gene Ontology annotation, biological process: protein peptidyl-prolyl isomerization; protein folding.